ACAGAUUUGGUCCAGUCCAAUGGGUCCCGUUUUCCAAAAUUUGAUUUGGUAGAGAGAGAAGAGCUUCAUAGAUAAUCUUGAAUCCCACGUCACCAAGGAGGAUAAAACAUUGCCUAACUUCUCAUCAAUCCUUUGUUCCUCCCAAUUAAAUAAUGCAAAAACAAAAACACCGUUCUUUUUAGGAAAAUAAAACCUUUUUUCAAGGAAAAAAUUAAAUAAAAAAAGUCUCUAAAUUGAAAAUCAACCCCCCUACCCCCCACCCAAAAAAAAAAAAAAAUCUCUCUAUGAUCGAGCUUUUCACGGGUUAUCAAUGCAAGACAUCGGCGAAUUUGGGGAUAUCAUGAAGUUCAAGAAAGGAAGUAGAGUGGAGGUGUUAAGAAAAACACACUUGUCGUCCUGUGCAUGGCGGUGUGGUGAGAUUAUCUCGGGAAAUGGACAAACUUAUUGGGUUAGGUAUGAUGGUUUGUCGGGUUUGAAUAGUGAGGAUGAUGUGGAGAGUGUGUCAAGAGAGGUAAUUAGGCCCUGCCCUCCACCUGCGGAUGUUUCAGAUGGUUGGGCUGUUGGUGAUUUGGUGGAGGUGUUCGAUAAUCUUUGUUGGAAAACCGCAGCAGUUAUGAAGGUCAUGAGGGGAAAUUGUUGCUUGGUUAGGCUAAUCGGGUCUUCAACAGAACUUCGAGUCGACAAAGUUAACAUUAGGAUGCGCCAAUUAUGGCAAGAUGGUGGAUGGGUUGAAAUUGGAAAGGGUUCUGGCAGUUUUGAAAAUGAGAAGUUGAAUAAACCAUCAGUUUUCAGUUGUUAUCAGAAGAAGAGGUCUCUAAUGCAGCAAGCCAGUGAGAAGAGGAAAGUGCAAGCAAGAGAAACUUGUUUAGCUAUUGAGCACAACCUUGGUUUCCAGGAGUCUUGUGCUAUGUCAGCUAGAACAUCCAAGAGGGCAUCCCCAGUUUGGGCAACUCACUUGGAAUCAUGUAAUGAAAAAGUUGACAAAAUGAGAGCAAUUGAGAAACAGAGUGAGGUCCGGCGAGUGAUAUCAGGGUACCCAUCCUCAUUCAUGACAAAGGGCCACAGUUGGAGGCAUGCGAAUUUUGCUUCCAAAGGUCUAGAGAUGAUGCUGGGGACCUGUGGUUCACCAUCAUUUUUCUGGCUCAACGAGUUGGGGGCAAUGUGUGCUGGGAUCAUGUGCAGAGUACUGGAUGAAUUAAAAGCAGAACUCUGAUAUGGCUGACAUGAGGAGGUCAUCUUAGCUCCAAGAUUGAAUCAUGCACAAGAUUUAUCUUGCCCUUCCUUUUUGGGUACAAAUGCAUGUUCUCUUACUGAUUACAAUGUCAUUAACUGCUAAUUUUAUUUAACCCAAGUUUCCUUCAAAAUAUGUAUCCCUUCUGGUUUUCUUUUGGCAGUUUAUGUUUUAUAAUGUGGUACUGUUAGAAUUGGAGUGGAGUACUCAGUUGGCUGCUGCCAGUUUUGUGUAAGAAGUACAAAUCUACUAGUUUAUUGAUCAGCCAUCAAAUCAGUAAAUAUGCAAGUCAUAUUGUCCAUGGGAAAGGAGGGUCUAAUGAAUUCUUGCUAUUUGAAUUGUUGGGGUCCUGGACAUGGGUUUCAAUAUUUGGUUGAAAUGGCAAUGUAUGCUGGAAUAGUGACAGUCUGUUGGGCUGUUCUGGAGACCGAGCACCAAUGUAGGCUUAGGAACAACAAUAGGAUUUGAUUCCCUGAAGAAGCAUCCGGAAACAUUCAUUGAAGGCUAAGUUUAUUUCCCAAAAUUAUACUCUUGAUUACUUUGACAGCACAGCACCAGAUGGUAAGUACUGAUGUAUUAUAUAGUAUAUGGAUUUAUUUGGCAGGUUCCCAAGUAUUCAGAUUUUGAAUGAUAUCUAGAAAGUAACAAUGUUAGAACUUCAUCAAGCAUUGAUUUUCAUAUGAAUUUGAUCCGAAGUAAUGAUUAACCUCUAAUUUUUUCAUCUCAAA
Messenger RNA from Populus euphratica (Euphrates poplar), 1959 nucleotides. RefSeq lists its product as uncharacterized. The transcript has 5 exons. Bases 311 to 1213 code for a protein of 300 amino acids. The record is from RefSeq and is a predicted model, not a curated record. NCBI's taxonomy places the organism in Eukaryota, Viridiplantae, Streptophyta, Magnoliopsida, Malpighiales, Salicaceae.